GGAAAAGAACAGUCUGACGGACUAAGUUCCAGGAAAAGAAGCGCGAUUCCAGUAUAAAUUGAAAACAAAGGACCGCAUCGUCUCUCUCCAGCGCUGUCGGCCUGGCUUAAAGUGAUUAAUUAUUUAACAGGCGCUCACUACUCUUUUAUGUUGCGAACGAGGUUGUGGCUACGAAGGCCAGCUUUUGCAAGAAGCUCCACGCUACCGUCGUCCUGGGACCUACCACGAAAGCAUCGCCUUCAAAAAAGUAACGAGAAAACAAAGGACUUCCUUAGGAACACUGGGAAUAUUAGAGAAAGAGAGGCGGAUACAUGCAAAGAAAGCACCGCUGCAUGAGCGUCGAGUUCUUCAAGCCACGUCAAAACGACUUAAAAAAUUUUCAUAUUAACUUCGGUUACGUUUUUACUUCUGUCGCUUCAAAAGCGUUUCUUCAGGCAUGAUUGAGAGACUGAUACUCGUAUGCGUGGCACUUCUUGCGUGCGGAACGUGCGUCGCCUCCAGUGAGAUCGACGAGUCACCAGAGUGCAUACGAGUGAUGAGAGCAGUCGAUGCCUGCUCAGAGAAGUUCAAGGGACGCCUACCCAGAGAGCUUUUCACAGAGAACGCAAGCGAAUCACUAAGGAGAAAGUUUGCACUUUGCGUCGCACAAUACACCCCAGCCAACGAGUCACUAGAUCCGUGCACCAGCCAAGUUACGAUGACGAUCACAGCGCAUUGCAUUAAGGCGGAAAUGUUCCAGAUGGCGUCUAUAAAGCACAAGUACAGUAUACUGGUGCUCAUCGACGGAUUCGUGGAGUGCAUGGCUCAAGAACUGCACCAUCCACUGGCGAUCUUGCGAAGUGCUGUUGAAGGCACUAGGUGAGCCGACGGCGACGAGACCGUUCCCGAACCCGUGCGCCGCGUCAAUGAAAGCACCAACUCGGGAUUGGACGCAUAUUGCAGACUGCGGCUCGACGUCCCCAACGCGGAUGUUACAGUGACUUCCCAAUAAAUCCUCUAGUCAUUGUCAUUGGUCGUAUGCGUUAACGACUGACAUGG
Molecule: messenger RNA, 1038 nt
Organism: Dermacentor andersoni
Lineage: Eukaryota; Metazoa; Arthropoda; Arachnida; Ixodida; Ixodidae
Source: RefSeq, a predicted model, not a curated record